AUGUCCUGUGUGCCUGCCCACGUGCCCACGUGCCCACCCACCCACCUGCUUGACUGCCCGGUGCCCCGCGCACCACCACCCCCACCUGGGCACACACUGACGAAGGUGACACCCUGGCUGUGGCUGCAAAAAAAGGUAACCUUCGAAGUCGACUGCGUUGCCUGGGUUAGCAACACUGCCCCCGCUCAGAGCACCACCAGCGCCGCUCAGGGCACCACCACCGCCGCUCAGAGCACCACCACCGCCGCUCAGAGCACCACCAGCGCCGCUCAGGGCACCACCAGCGCCGCUCAGGGCACCACCACCGCCGCUCAGGGCACCACCACCGCCGCUCAGGGCACCACCAUCGCCGCUCAGGGCACCACCACCGCCGCUCAGAGCACCACCGCCGCCGCUCAGAGCACCACCAGCGCUGCUCAGGGCACCACCAGCGCCGCUCAGAGCACCACCACCGCUCAGGGCACCACCACCAGCCUGCACAACCACACAAGGGAGCUCGCUCUCCUAACUCAACCAUCUCGCUGUGUUUCGUCCUGA
This is a messenger RNA of Procambarus clarkii (red swamp crayfish), 537 nucleotides long. NCBI's taxonomy places the organism in Eukaryota, Metazoa, Arthropoda, Malacostraca, Decapoda, Cambaridae. The record is from RefSeq and is a predicted model, not a curated record.